AUGUCGUCUCUCGAGUAUCGUCGCCCGCACGAUGCUGAAACUGCGCGGCGUGCACUCCGAAAAUCCUCAUCAGCUCUUCAUCUUCACGAUACAUCUUCUGAACUUGAAUCUGAAUAUGAAAGCUCUCCUGAAGACCAGCCUUCUCGCCCCCUCAAAAGCGUAAAGAGUCUCCCGACUCUCCCUAAAAACAUCUACCAAGAGAGCGUCAAACGACACUGGGGGUCUCCUGUUUCUGAGUCAGAUGACCCCUUGGACCAGUUCGUUGUUCAGACCGACGAACUCAACAUUCAGGAAGCUAAACCUGAGGGACGAGUUAUGACCCAGAAUGAAGCUGGGAAAGCUGUCCCCAAUCAACCUAAAAUUUUCGACGCUCAGGCUGUGUAUCCUGGAGAUGCCUGCCUCUUCGUAGCGAACCUACCUCACCAGUAUGAUGACUUGACCAUCAAAGAAGUGCUGGACAAAGUCUUUGGGCAUUAUGGCACUGCCUAUGUCAAGGUAAAGCGGGAUCGAAAGCACAUGCCUUUCGCCUUUGUUCAGUACACGGACUCCAAAUCGGCAGGUAUUGCUCUGGACCUGUGCCGAGGGGCGAACAUUCUGGGCCGACCGUGUCGCACCGAGAGAUGCAGCGGAAACAUGACUUACAUCAUCUUCCGUGACAACAACCAACUGCCUCAGCAUGAUGAAGCUCGUGCCGUUCUCGAGAAAUUUGGCGAGAUUGCUAAGAUUGAGCGUUUGGAGGAACGUAUUCAAAUGCUCAUGGGUGUCCCAGAAUCUCUCCUGGUUCACUUUAAAAAGUUCGACCCACGACGGGAUGUGAUCAAAGGAACCAAAGGCUUGCUAGGCCACAUUGUUUUGGCCUACGAUGCAAAGUUGUACGAAGAGCGUCCUGACAGCCUGACAGAGCCGCAUGACAAAGAUCGUCGUUCAAUCUUCUUUGGUGGUCUACCCGCUAAUGCAGAUGACACAUUUGUUCACACCCUGACAUCUUUGUGUGGUCAUGUUCUCUCCAUUGACAUCAGAAGUAAUGCGGACAAGAAUGGUGGUAAUUCUACUUCCCCUGACGACGCUGUGCGCCAAUUCAACGGUCGCUGUAUUCAGGGUCACCAUAUGCGAGUUGAGAGAAAGCGAACUCAACUUAACGAAGACUCCCGAAUGUUUCCAUCUCCUCUCCGGCCCACGCCACCUCUACGCCCUCAUCGUCGUGGCGUCUCCAUGAACUCGACUCCUAGCAAGCAUAGCCGCCAGCAAUCGAUCUUUGGACUUUCCCCCGAAUCCCGAGAUCGGUUCUACAAGGCCGACUCGGAGUACCAGUACAAGAAGUUCAUGGGAAGCCAGAAACCCCUGUCUCCUUUAAGGGGGUUCAAGACCACACCCCAUGGAUUGGAGGAAUUUACUCCUAUUCAGUCACCCGAAAAGGAUGGAAGCGGUGCAGCCUCCGGAAACAUGGUACACUUCUCAUCUUCUCUAGCAUUCUCAUCACCAGCACAUAUCAUUUCUCCCGCUGCGUCAUCCCCCAUCCAGGGUCAACAACCUGUGCCGGACUCAGACCCUGUCGUGUCUCCUAACCUGUCAUUUGCUGAUCGCAUGGCGGAUGGCGGACGCCCCGUCUCAUUUGCCUUCUCACCAGCCGCGGGACAUGCUGCAGAUAGAUGCGAGGACGCCAUCGACAACAAGACCGGAGACGGUAAGAAGGGCCACCAGCGUGCUACUUCUAUGUUUACUCGCAACACCUUUGACAUGACUCCCUCUGGCUUUGAGGUCUCUGAGAGUGACGAGUCGAGUAGCUGGAAGCCCAGUGGGAGUUCCCAAGAUGAGGAGGUCCUCAAGGAGAAGGAGGCCAAAAUUCGAGGCCGUCUCCGCCGCCGCUAUCUGUCCGAGGAAAACUUGAGACGUAACCAACUAUGCCAGGAGAAGCUCCUGCGAGUGCCUCGUUAUGAAGGCAACCUCAGGUCUGUCAGUACUGACGCGAAGUCUCAGAAGUCCGUUGGAUCAUCAAAGAUAUCACGCAAGAGCGAUGCAACCGAGCGUCCCCCUAAAGGUCAGUUAGUUGCUUCUUCUCAAGAGGUUGUGUACAACCAGCAGCCGGCACAACACCCUCAAAUGGUUCCGCAGUAUCCCCCUUCCAUGCCUGCCCACCCUGCAAACUACAGUGGUAUGCCAAUGCAGCCGGUUGCACCCAGCGGGUUUGUCUACAUGGGCAUUCCCAACGGACCAGGUGCUCAGUCUCAUGAGCCCAUUCCUAUGUAUCAAGCUCAUGCUCAGGGACACUAUCAAACUCCUCUUCAAGGCCAGUCUCAAGCUCUCGCUCAAGGUCAGUAUCCGGUCUCUCAAGGUCAGUAUCCGGUCCCUCAAGGUCAGUAUCCGGUCCCUGCCCAAGGACAAUAUCCCGUUCCAGGUCAGGUCCCAUAUCAAGAGUCGCCUCAUGUGCCUCCCCAAGGCCAAUACCCCGUUCCCGUUCAAAUUGCAUACCAAGAGUCGAAUCAGAUGUACCAAAAUCAUCUUCAGGUCCCCCAACAAGGCCAUCAGCAGGCAUUCCAUGGGUUCGGCCCUGCAUAUCCAGAAAAUCGCCAGGUUCAGUUCCAAAGCCCACCCCAGCCGGGCUACACCCGUCGUGUCGUUUCGUACACUCAACAGCCUGAGCCCAUGCAGUACCCAGGCUCAUCUCAGCAGCUUCAGAAUCAGCGCAGCCGUGACAAUAUGUCCUACUCUGGUCACGCCACUCCUCGUGGACAUGGUUCAACUCCUCGAGGCCGCACUUACAACACUCCACAGGGCCAGUCUUUUCACACUCCUCGUGGUCGAGGUUCGUCUUCUCGAGGUCAUGGUUUCACCACUCCUCGCGGGCGUUCCCUGACACCUCGUGAUCCCCCCGAGAGUGCUCACCAGCAACGACAGAACCUUGAAGCAAGCCGUUACGAUCGUUACAACGACCAGGGGUACCAACUAGGACCAUCGCAGUAA
Messenger RNA from Fusarium sp. VM40, 2961 nucleotides. The record is from the annotation of a GenBank genome assembly. Lineage: Eukaryota; Fungi; Ascomycota; Sordariomycetes; Hypocreales; Nectriaceae.